Molecule: messenger RNA, 1510 nt
Organism: Otolemur garnettii (small-eared galago)
Lineage: Eukaryota; Metazoa; Chordata; Mammalia; Primates; Galagidae
Gene: DFFA
Product: DNA fragmentation factor subunit alpha
Exons: 6
Coding region: 114-1109 (331 amino acids)
Biological process (GO): apoptotic process; regulation of apoptotic process; apoptotic DNA fragmentation
Molecular function (GO): deoxyribonuclease inhibitor activity
Source: RefSeq, a predicted model, not a curated record
UGGCUUGUGUAGUGAGAACUACAUCUCCCAGCAGGCCGCGGGAGGGGCGGGUAGGAGGACCGCUGCGCUUCCCACAACUUCCUGGAGGCACUUGGGCUCCCACCUUGGAAAGGAUGGAGGUGACUGAGGGUGUCGGGGCUCCGGAACCCGGCGAGAUCCGGAAUCUAAAGCCGUGUCUACUGCGCCGCAACCACAGCCUCGAACAGCACGGUGUGGCUGCCUCCUGUCUGGAGGAGCUGAGGAGCAAGGCCUGUGACAUUCUGGCCAUUGAUAAGUCUCUGACACCAGUUACCCUGGUCCUGGCAGAGGAUGGCACCAUAGUGGAUGAUGAUGAUUACUUCCUGUGUCUACCUUCGAAUACUAAGUUUGUGGCAUUGGCCAAUAAUGAGAAGUGGGUAUACAGCAAUUCAGAUGGAGGUACAGCUUGGAUUUCCCAAGAGUCCUUUGAUAUAGAUGAAACAGACAGCGGGGCAGGGUUGAAGUGGAAGAAUGUGGCCAGGCAGCUGAAAGAAGAUCUAGCCAACAUCAUCCUCCUGUCAGAGGAGGACCUCCAAGUGCUCAUCGAUGUUCCAUGUUCAGACUUGGCUCAGGAACUAUGCCAAAGUUGUGCCACCAUCCAGGGGCUCCAGAACACACUCCAGCAGGUGCUUGACCAGAGAGAGGAGGCCCGCCAGUCCAAGCAACUCCUGGAGCUUUAUCUACAGGCUUUGGGGAAGGAGGGCAGCACCUUGUCAAAGCAGGAAGAGUCCAGAGCUGGUUUCAAUGAAGAAGUAGAUGCAGUUGACACGUGUGUCAGCAGAGAGCUCUCCUCUGAAAUUGCACUGACAGGCCAGAUCCUCACUGCACUGAAGGAGAAGCCUGCUCCAGAGCUGAGUUUAUCUAGUCAGGAUUUGGAGUUGGUUACCAAAGAAGACCCCAGAGCACUGGCUCUUGCUUUGAACUGGGACAUGAAGAAGACGGAAAACGUCCAGCAGGCCUGUAAGCAGGAGCUCACCCUGCGCCUGCAGCAGAUCCAGAGCCUGCAUUCUCUCCGGAACAUCUCAGCAAGGAAGAAUUCACUAUCUGAAGAACCGCAGACUCCUAAACGAGCCAGACAAGAUCCCACAUAGUUAAAGCUGGAAAUAUGCCAGAGAAAAACCUGUGGCCUUGUUUUUGUUAUCCGUAAAUACCUUUAGCCUGAUUAUUUUACUACCUACACACUAUCCUACCUCUUGCCUUUGAGUAUGUUCUGGAUCAGGUUGGAAGGCUAGCUUUAUGCUCCCUCCAGAAAAGCUGUUCCAAGUCUCUACAUGCCCCACUACUGGUUUUGAAUGAUAGAGCCACACCAACGGUGUCCCACCUCCUCUAAUUGUGUUUUCUUGUGUUCCCUGUUUAAAAGUACUUGUCAAGGGCAAUGAAAAGAAACUGUCUUAUUUUUGAACUCCUUAUCCUAAAACUGGAAGUGCAGAAUUUAAACACAGAUAAUGUAAUAAAAAGUAACACGUGACAUAACAGAGCAUUGAUUAUGGCC